GAGGUUGAUUAUUUUGAUAAGUUGAAUCUAUUGUUAGGGGUAUGAGACAGUCUAUUAAGUCCGGUUGCUUUGAUUGAAAUGUGUUGACUUUUCUUUCGUAAUCAGAUUUCGUAAUUUUAAUUAUUAAUAAUAAUGAUUAGUUUGUUGGAUUAUUGAAGAUUUAUUAAAAUGGAUGAUUUGUAUUCUCCUUAUACUGCCCUCCUUUAUAUUUUCAACCUCAUUAUUGGGACUGGAGCUUUGACUCUUCCCAAAGCAUUUCAUGAAGCAGGAUGGCUGUUCAGUACAGUUAUGAUAACUUUCAUUGCUCUUGUGAGUUACAUAACUGCUACAUUCGUUAUCGAAGCAAUGGCUAUUUGCAAUGCACUUAUACAGUGGGAAAAGUUGGAAAAGAUGAAGAGGGUCAGUCGCUAUCUAAGAUUGGCAGCGGAAACUGUUGAAGAAAGUACAGAUGAUGAUAUGUCCGAUACAGAAGAUUCACUAAUGCUACCUGCAGCUUACAUUGAUAACUAUCCAAGUGAACCUAAGAGGCUUUUUACUUUGGAUAUAAAAUGUGAAUUGAGUGAAAUGGCUACAACUCUGUUCAGUAGAACUGGCCAGUUUUCAUUUUAUUUGUGUAUUUGCCUUUAUCUUUAUGGAGAUCUUACUAUUUAUUCUGCUGCGAUUGGAAAGACAUUAGUUGAUCUAUCGUGUACCAUUAAAGAAAAUGUAACUGAUUCGGAUGCUUGUUGGGAAGGUUACAGUUUCACAAGAAGAGUGAUGUAUCAAAUGUAUCUUAGCUGCUUCUUGUUGGUGUUUGGACCUUUCGUGUUUUUUAAUGUUCAAAAAACUAAAUACCUACAAUUUUUUACAUCUGUAACUAGAUGGCUGGCAUUUACUCUUAUGAUCAGUUUGGCAAUAUCCCGUAUCGUGGAUCCAACGAAGCUUCAUGGCUCUCCAGCUCUUGCAGUUCCCUCUGGUCUCCCUGCCCUUUUUGGCUCUUGUGUUUAUUCAUUUAUGUGCCAUCAUUCCCUUCCUGGACUUAUUACUCCCAUGUCUGACAAAUCCAAACUUAAUACACAUUUGGCCAUUGAUUAUGUUUCCAUUCUACUGUUUUAUUUAACCCUUUCCUUAACAGCAGUAUUUGCUUUUCCUGAACCUAAAGAUUUAUAUACUCUUGAUUUUGAACCUACUGGUUCAAAGUUGAGUAUAGUAUUUGGUAUUUUUUUGACAUCCUUUCCUGUCCUAACUCUCACAACAUCAUUUCCUAUUAUAGCAGUUACUCUUAGAAGCAACAUCCAGGCAAUGUUUAGUUUUUGUGAAUGGUGGUUUCUUCGUGCACUUUUUGUGCCUCUUCUCACAGUUAUUCCUCCAGUGCUUAUUGCCAUGACAACCGAAAAUAUGGAAACAUUAGUAGGAGUAACUGGUUCUUAUGCAGGUGUCAUUAUUCAGUACAUUAUUCCUGCUUCCUUGAUAAUAGUUGGGCGAAAAUCCAUACCUGAAGCCUUGUCCAACCAACAGCUUCAGUACAAAUCACCUUUUCAAUCUACUGUGUGGCCAUUUUUGGUCAUGCUAUGGGCUUUCAUUACUGUUAUUCUAGUUACUUUUGAUAUUAUACAUGAUAAUUCUGUUAAAUCAUUCCAUACAUAAGAAUUUCAUGUCGAUGACUACUGAUCUACCUUAAAAUAUUUUUUAAGCAGUUAUCAUCCUUUAUAGUUUGUUUUGUAAAUUUCUAUUACUUUUAAAAAUAGUAUGAAUAUAGAACUGAAUUCCAGAGAGAGGAAGAGACUGUUGGCUAUUCUAAGUAAAAUAACAUAGAAAAAUUCCUAUAUGAAAUUUCUUUAAUUUUAGCUUUGUGAGAAGCUAUUUUGUUGAUUGUUUUAAUACCUAAUAAUAUUAUUUUAUUAUUUAUUACUAUAUAUGAUGUGUCAAUUAUGAUUUAAGUUUAAUCUUAUAUUAAGAAUGUUUGUAUCUUCAAUUUACUUGUUAUUCAAUGUUAUGAUUUUCUAUUAAAACUAUUACGUCUAGUCAUGAGAUAUAUUAAAAUAAAUAAUGUACACAGUUGUUUUUAUAAUAUGAAUCAAUAUUUAAAAGUCUUUCAUUAUUUUAUCACUCGACUUUAUAAAAAAUAUUGUUAUGCUAAACAUAAGCCAUAGAACAUUGGAAUUUAAUUUUUUUUCAAUGUCUU
Nezara viridula (southern green stink bug) is the source of this 2164-nucleotide messenger RNA. NCBI's taxonomy places the organism in Eukaryota, Metazoa, Arthropoda, Insecta, Hemiptera, Pentatomidae. The record is from the annotation of a GenBank genome assembly.